CCGAGGAAGGUGCGCUCCGGCCGGCCUGGGGCCCGACCCGGAAGCCGCCGCGCGGGCUGCGCUCGCCUCUCGCCGGGGAAACUCCGGGCCACCCGAGUCCUUGGGCCCGUCGCGGCCUCCUUCCCCGGGCCCCACGGGCCCAUGGGUCUCCAUGACGACGGCAGGGGCCCGGCCGGGGGGCGGGCAGCCCGGGUGGGGCCGCGGCGCUCCGGGGGCCUCCGCGGCGGCCUGGCCGUGUUCGCCGCCGUGGCCGCCGUGUUCACCCUCACGCUGCCCCCCUCGGUGCCGGGGGGAGACUCGGGGGAACUGAUCACAGCCGCACAUGAGCUUGGAGUUGCCCAUCCUCCUGGCUAUCCUUUGUUCACUCUGGUGGCUAAACUGGCAAUUAGACUAUUUCCUUUCGGUUCAGUUGCCUACCGAGUCAAUCUUCUGUGUGGCUUAUUUGGAGCAGUAGCUGCAGCAUUACUGUUUUUCACCGUUUUCAGGCUUUCUGGCUCCCAUGCUGGAGGAAUCCUUGCUGCGGGGGUGUUUUCAUUCUCUCGUCUAACAUGGCACUGGUCCAUUGCAGCAGAGGUUUUCAGCUUAAACAAUCUGUUUGUGGGGCUGCUUAUGGCUCUUACUGUACAUUUUGAGGAGGCAGCAACCGCCAAAGAAAGAUCAAAGAUAGCUAAAAUUGGUGCUUUCUGCUGUGGCCUUAGCUUAUGUAAUCAGCACACAAUAGUACUCUAUAUUUUGUGCAUAAUACCAUGGAUUCUCUUCCGACUUUUAAAAGAGAAGGAACUCUCCCUGGGCUCUUUGUUGAAGCUGAGUCUGUGCUUCGGUGCUGGCUUGUUGCCCUAUGUCUACCUUCCUGUCUCGUCCUACCUCAAUCAAGCCCGUUGGACCUGGGGAGACCAGACAACAUUGCUAGGAUUUUUGACGCAUUUUCUCAGGGAAGAAUAUGGAACAUUCAGUCUGGCCAAAUCUGAAAUAGGAUCCAGUAUGUCUGAAAUUUUGCUUUCUCAAGUAACAAGUAUGAGGACCCAACUCUCAUUCAACAUUCAAGCCCUCGCAGUUUGGGCAAAUAUAUCUUUAGCAAGAAAGGACAGACAGAACCCAUCAUUAGUAUGGCUUUUUACUGGAAUGUUUUGCAUUUAUUCAUUGUUCUUCGCUUGGAGGGCGAAUUUAGAUAUUUCAAAACCACUUUUCAUGGGUGUGGUGGAAAGAUUCUGGAUGCAGAGCAACGCUGUGGUGGCCGUGCUCGCCGGCGUCGGCUUGGCCACGCUAGUUUCUGAGAGCAACCGAGUGCUGAGCACCAGUGGGCUUCAGUGUCUGGAGUGGCUUUCAGCAACGCUUUUUAUAAUCUACCAAAUAUAUUCUAAUUUCAGCAUUUGUGACCAAAGGACCAACUAUGUUAUUGAUAAAUUUGCAAAGAACCUUCUAGCCUCUAUGCCUCAUGAUGCAAUUAUCUUACUCAGAGGAGAUUUGCCAGGGAAUUCUCUCCGUUACAUGCAUUAUUGCGAGGGACUGAGGCCAGAUAUUUCACUAGUGGAUCAGGAAAUGAUGACUUAUGAGUGGUAUUUACCCAAGAUGGCAAAGCACUUACCAGGUGUCAGCUUUCCUGGAAACCGGUGGAAUCCUGUGGAAGGAAUGUUACCUAGUGGAAUGGUCACAUUUAAUCUUUAUCAUUUUCUUGAAAUAAAUAAACAGAAAAAAACAUUUGUUUGCAUAGGAAUUCAUGAAGGUGACCCAACCUGGAAAAAGAACUAUUCACUUUGGCCUUGGGGUUCUUGUGACAAAUUAGUUCCUUCAGAGAUUGUAUUCAACCCUGAGGAAUGGAUUAAACUCACAAGAAAUAUCUAUAACUGGACCGAAGAAUAUGGAAGGUUUGACCCAUCUUCUUGGGAAUCUGUGGCCAACGAAGAGAUGUGGCAAGCAAGGAUGAAAACCCCGUUCUUCAUCUUUAACCUGGCAGAAACAGCAAACGUACCUCCAAAUGUGAAGGCUCAACUCUACACUCACGCAUAUAACAAGGAGGCAGGAGGGUCAGAGAGAAGGAGACGUGAUGAUGCAAGCAGAGGUCAGAGGAAAAGAUUCGAAGACACUACGUGGCUGGCCUGGAAGAUGGGAGGAAGGGGCCACAAGGUAGGGAGUGCAGGCAGCCUCUGCAAGCCACCAAGGGCAAAGAAACAGAUUCUAGAGCCUCCACGAAGAACACAGCGCUGCUGCUUUUACAAAAUCCUCGAUUUUAUGCAUUUUGACCUCCAGAAGGGUAAGAUAAUAAAUGUAUACUGUCUUAAGCCAUUAUGUUUGUGCUGAUUUGUUACAACAGCAGAGGAAACUAAUAGGAAGCCAUUGGAACAGGAAACAGUCACCACCAGACAAGUUCUGACAGGUUUGCCCUCUAGACAAAAGUCAUGGCCCUGGCUGCACUCGAAAGGAUAGGUUCCUGGCUGGGUGGGAUUUCAUGAGAAAGAUAAAGGGUCUUGGCAAGAGGCUCUGUCUUCUGACUGUGGCCCUGUCUUCUGACUGAAGCCAGCCCAACCUUCAGAUGGCCCGGCCACACACAGACUCUUGUGCAGGCGGUCCUCACUGACGGGAAAAGAGAGGGUGGAGCACAGGCUUGCUGUUGCUCUGUUUUAACGAGCCCCUUCUUUUCUGUGACUUAUAGCCCUGGGUUCCUCAGACACCUUCAGAGAUCAUCUUGGAGCCUACUAUGUAGGAAACAGAUGUCCUGGCAUGGGCCAGUGAGACCAGAGCCCGGGAGCCAUAUACAUGAGCACCUGAGGUGUUUCUGCAGCCUCUAGGUGCUGUGGGUCUACUCACCAGGGCAGUGGUUUAGAGCUAAGUCACAAUCACACAGCGUCCAAUCCGUAGGACUCAUUUUACUCCUAAAUUUUGUGAUCGUGGGUUCAUUGUUCAUUUAUUCAUUUACUCACAGAGCGCUUACUGAUCGCCCAGUCUGUGCCAAAUAUUGUGUUGGAGAUGACCAAGUAUUGUCCCUGCUACCAAAGAGGUAGCAGGCUAGAGAGGGAGACAGAAGGUAGAGUCCUCGGUUACAUUCAGUCUUGCAGAGGUGCUGUGGGAACAGCACACUGUACGUGAGUACACCCCCCUGGCGAGGGGUGGUGAGGAAGGAGGGGGAAGUCUUCGGAGAUGUCACUGGAGUGUCAUCUUGAAAGCUCAGACGAGCUAGCCAGACAAACUGUGGGCAGGGUAGUGAGAGAGUGGGCGAGGAAGGACAGUCGAUAGGGACAAAGGAAGAACCCUCCGAGGUGCCCACUCGAGGACAGCAAGGGAUCGAUUGCAGGAGGCAGCAAGCUGGAGUUCUGUCUGGCGUUUGGAAGAUCCAGGUUCAAGGCCUACUCCACCACUAAUUGUCAACUGUAAGUCAGUUAAGCAUUCCAGGCCUCGAUUUUUUCUAAAAAUAGAAGUGGACUUUAAGCUUUAUUAAUUAUCUCUCACGCCCUGGUCAUGUCAUAUCCUGUUCAUCUCUCAUACCCUGUGAUUCCAUGAAAAACAAAUAGUAUUUAGUUGGGAGAAAUCCCUGAGACUUACUGAUACUUCAUAUUCUCAUCAGUGACCUGUUCCAUGGCCACCGUUGCUAGGGCGCCACUGAAGCCAAUUCACGGAUUCAUUGUCCCUUUGGACCUGGAAGCUUUACUCUUUCCAGUGGACACAAGUCCGUGGGUGUCUUCUUUGCAUAUGCCUCCAGAUAUGUGACUUUGUUUGCAAGACAAAUGAAGUCAAAUACUUGAUGGGUCAACACAAACCCACCCCCCCAGUACCGGUAUUUCAAGAACGUUCUUGUUAAGUGUAAGACAUUUUUGUCAUUAUUUAUAGUAUUCCACUCAAUAGCUGAUGCAGAACUUUCAGUUCAGGAGACAUUAAGUUCAGGUGUAGUGGGGGAGCAGGGACUAUCCCCAUUAGCUUUAGGAAUGCAUUCGAUAAGUUGGUGUCCCCACUAAAUAGAAUACAGUCUGCUAAGACUAAUGUCACAGUAACAUUCACAUAGAGGAGGAAACGUAAUUCCAUGUGAUGAGAAAUGACCGGCUUCUUAAGAUACAGCACAUGUGGCUUACCGGGCCACGGGUAGAAGUUGACGAUGCGUCGGUAACAAAGUGUUCGAGAGACGGGUGGUAUGUUCAUUCUGUUAUCUGAUGACUUUAACAGGGAGGUCAUGAGCGAGCCUCUCAUCCUCUUGAGCCGUUGGGGAAAUGCUCACUGAAGGGCUGGCCUCUGUGUUGAACUCCAGAACCCAGGUGGGAUUCUGAAAGCUGAACCGUUUUCUGAACAGUUCCUGGGUGCCUGCUUUGUGCCUGGCAGCAAGGCUUGGAAAAAGAAGCAGCAGACAGAGGAAAAAAAAAAAAAAAAAACCUGAGGAAAGACAGGGAAACGUUGAAUAACUGACCAAGAGAAUGGAAGAGUGGAAGAUAGCGUCACAGUUUCCACGUACAUGCAAGUGCGAGGUGACUGUUUCCUUUGUUAUGGAGUGAAAGAAGCGCAUGGGCCAACUGCUUUAAAAGCCAGCUUGGGGGCACCUGGGUGGCUCAGUCCGUUAAGCAUCUGACUUGAUACCAGCUCAGGUCAUAACCUCACGGUUGGUGAGUUUGAGCUAUGAGCCAGGCUUUGCACUGACGGCACGGAGACUUUAGGCUUCUCUCUCUCCCUCUCUCUGCCCCUCCCUCACUCUCACUCUCUCUCCCUCUCAAAAUAAUAAACUUAAAAAAAAAAAAAAAAAAAGGCCAGCUUGGAGACUAAAGGUUAGUAAAUACCAAGAUGACAUAUGCAUUUAUCUGCCCUGGAGUAGAAGUCGGGCCAGUAGAUAAUCUGUUGGGUUCCUUUCAGCUGAGUGAUGUGAUGAAUACAGUUCUAACUGCAAAAGCCCUUGUGCCUGUAGAAAAGCAUCAUUGCUUGUUCUGCGCGUUGAGUCUGCUGCUGACCUCAAGUUCCUGUACAUCCGAGUCCAAUCUGACAGUCCUCAGGAAGGCUGUGAAAUUUCCCAAUAAGCAAGUCUAAUAUUCCGUUGUGCAGAUUUGUGUCUUUCAUUUGUUGAAUUUUGAUGUUUCUCCCUGGAAAACUCAAUACCAAAGAUUCCAGCUCUGUCUGAUUAAUGCUAUCUCUGAUGUUGGAAAAACAAAAUUCCUGAUUCCUGUGGGCAAAGUGUUAACUAUUAAAAUUAUAAUUAUAGGGUGCUCCAAAGAGCAUCUCGCCGUGAGGACAUCUCUUAAAUUCUGUUACGCCCAGCCUAUUCGAUGACGGAUUUGUUUGAGCUGUUUUAUUGUUGCUAUUGUUAUUACUGUUGUUUUUAAUGUAGAGAGAAAUCUAUGUGAAAAUGAGGGUCAAAAUUUAAAUUCCUUCAAGUUCUUUUUCCAUGCAGUUUUCUAAAGAAAGCUAUUUUUUUUCCUCUAACAGCUAAAUUUAGAGUUUCAACCUUUCUGCCUGUUGAGUAAAUAGCUUUCCAUGAAUUAGAACUAAAUCCCUUUCCCAGAACAUCUUUCUGGAGGAAGAGCAUUAUGUCCUGACACCGUGUGUCUUAGGUUCCCUCUGCACAUCCGAAAACCCCAGAAGCAGUUUUAGAUGAAGUACAUUUGCCUCCUGCCACUGUCAUAAUUACAGUAACAUUCUUGCAUUUUCUGCAUGGCCUAGCAAUGAUUAGAUUUUGACUAUCGUCCGCCUGGAUUUUUUUUUCCUUGUGUUAUUAAUUCCUCUGUGUUUUCUGGUUUUUGAAAAAAAAAGUCAAGGGAUAACAAUGGAAUACCAACAUUUUUGCCGUU
Neofelis nebulosa (Clouded leopard) is the source of this 5756-nucleotide messenger RNA. It is a transcript of the gene TMEM260, whose product is annotated as transmembrane protein 260. The coding region runs from base 142 to 2298 and encodes 718 amino acids. The transcript has 16 exons. Lineage: Eukaryota; Metazoa; Chordata; Mammalia; Carnivora; Felidae. The record is from RefSeq and is a predicted model, not a curated record.